Messenger RNA from Diaporthe batatas, 1140 nucleotides. RefSeq lists its product as uncharacterized. Gene Ontology annotation, biological process: dephosphorylation. The transcript is spliced from 2 exons. Bases 48 to 959 code for a protein of 303 amino acids. Gene Ontology annotation, molecular function: phosphoprotein phosphatase activity. The record is from RefSeq and is a predicted model, not a curated record. NCBI's taxonomy places the organism in Eukaryota, Fungi, Ascomycota, Sordariomycetes, Diaporthales, Diaporthaceae.
GUCGAUAUCUACACCCCACACCCCACCUCCAAACAACCGGCCUAGACAUGGCCACUGCCCUCCGGUCCCUGGCAGAGACAGACGUCCGCAACCCCAUCCCGGCCUCGGUCCUCCUGGCCGCCCUGCAGACCCCGCCCUUCGUGGUGGUCCCCGGCACGUUCAACACCCGCGACCUGGGCCUGCUCAUAGCCGGCGACGACGGCCAUGGGCCACCUGCUGCCGGCGCCAGCAUCCGCCCUGGCUUCAUCUUCCGCACCGGCGGCCUGGAGGCCCUGGCCCGCUCCGCCGACGGCCAGGCCGUCCUGCGUGACACCCUGCGCAUCAGGCGCAUCUUUGAUCUGCGGUCGCGCGAGGAGCACGCAAAGUCCCCGGACCCGGCCCUCGACGGCAUCGAGGGCGUCUGGCUCGGCGACGGCGUCGACGGCGCCGAGGACAACCCCAUGUUGAAUGUCGGCUUGUUUGCCGACGGCGACGGCGAGAAGGGCUAUGCCCACAUGUACAUGGACGUCCUGGACAAGUACCGCGCCAGCUUCCGAGAGGUCCUGACCAGCGUGAGGGAUCGCCCCGCCGACCCCAUCAUGUUCCACUGCACAGCCGGCAGGGAUCGCACCGGCGUUCUGGCAGGCUUGCUCGAGACUCUGGCCGGCUAUGACCCCCAGACGGUACAGACCGACUUCUUGCUCUCGCGCAUCGGGACUGAGGUGGCACGCGAACACCUGCUCGCGUUCGCCGUCAAGUACAGCCAAGGCGCCGAGGGGGGUGACGACGGGUCGGGCGCCUUUGACGAGGUUCCUGGUUUCUACAACCUGGUCAGCCUGAAGGGUGCUUGCUGGGACGCUUUUGCAGAGGCUGUCAGGAGCCAGUAUGGCGGCUUUGAAGGGUAUGCCACCAAGGAGCUGGGCUUUUCAAAGCAUGACUUGGCGACUAUCAAGAAAAACUUGAACGAGGCCCCAGCAUAGCUGAAGGCUCUUUCUUUGGGCAUCGGCUGGCCCGCUGACGCUCAUGUGUUGACGCGGCUUACCUGAGAGCCAGGCCGGCAUCCUCCCUCGGUCAGUGUCAUCACUCUCUUCCGGACCAGGAUGGCGAAGGCCUGUGGGCUGGGCAGAGCUUCACAUGUCCACCGAUAAAUUCAAUAGAUUC